Molecule: messenger RNA, 2149 nt
Organism: Trematomus bernacchii (emerald rockcod)
Lineage: Eukaryota; Metazoa; Chordata; Actinopteri; Perciformes; Nototheniidae
Product: rap1 GTPase-activating protein 2
Exons: 19
Coding region: 302-2002 (566 amino acids)
Biological process (GO): regulation of small GTPase mediated signal transduction; activation of GTPase activity
Cellular component (GO): cytoplasm
Molecular function (GO): GTPase activator activity
Source: RefSeq, a predicted model, not a curated record
UACAAGUCUAUCUUUAUGUUCAGUCAGUCUGAAAAUCCACAUGCAGGAGGAUCGAUGUCAAGAAGCAGCUCGUCAGUUUUAUAGUUUAUGGCAGCUGCUACACCUGUGACCAUGAGCGAGUUGCAGCUGAACGUCUGGCUGACAGCAGGACGGAGGGAGGAAAGGGAAGCUUAAAUGAGCGAGAGGCAGGGGGCAGAGGAGGAGUGGCAGAAUGAUAGAGUGAAUUAAUUCAACCUUAGCCAGCCCUGAUUGACUUGGUAGCAAACUGUCAUGUGCAAACACUCACAGUGACACCAAAGCUAUGGAGAGAGAAAAGAGGAAUGACAUGUCUUUCUCCAGAAAGAGAAGUUUCACUUUUGGAGCAUAUGGAGGUUCUCACUUCCUUGUUUACAGUGUGGACAGAUUCACAUGUGGGGAUGAGACGAGACCUGAAACUGCAGAGGAAAACUUACUGGACUCUCCUGCCGGUGACAGAAAGCCUUUCCUCCCUGCCAGCAGCAACCAGAGGGACACAGAGCUGUUUGAAAUCAUUGAAAAGCUGCAGGGCAGCAGGAUCGAUGAGCAGCGGUGUGAAUUCCCUCUUCCUCUGAAGUCUCAGCUUCUCACGAUAGGUGCAGACCUGCCGCUCAUCCUCCCUCCGAAGCUAGGGGGCUACUGGGUAGACCCCCCACUGCAGAGGCUUGUAGAUGUGAGUCCCACCUCCUCCCACUAUGGCUUCGUCCCUGAGUGCUACGACAUCAUGGAGAGAGAUCGGGAGGCUAAAAUCUACCACAAGUUCUUCCGCUCACGAUACCAUCACUCAUUCACAGCAGUGGAUCCUGCUUUGGGGCCUCUGGUUCUCUCUGUGUGUUUGGAGGAAGAGGAGAGCAAGCUGCGGGUGAUACUCAGAAUGAAGGAGUGCUCUCUGCAUGGAGCUUUCUCUGUCUCUCUUUUCCCCAACAUCCCAUCUGCUGUUGAAUUAGCAAAGAUGCUCUGUGACAGAGUGACUGUCUCAAAGUUUGAAGUUGUCAGCUACCUCAAGGCUCCAGAACUCAUAACUACAUUUGAUGAACACAGAGUGUCUCCUAAUUUCAAGUUUGGGGUUUUGUACCAAAGGGACAGGCAGUUCAAUGAGGAGGACAUCCUCAGUAACAAUGAGGAAAGUGAAGAGUUUAAAGAGCUCCUUUCUAUUUUGGGAGAGACCAUUCAACUGCAAGGCUUCACCAGGUUCAGGGGAGGAUUGGAUGUGUGUCAUGGUCAGACAGGAAGUGAGGCCAUCUUCACUUCCUUUCAUGGGAGAGAAAUCAUGUUCCAUGUCGCAACUAAACUGCCUUUCACAGACGGUGACCCGCAGCAGUUACAAAGAAAAAGGCACAUUGGUAACGACAUUGUAGCUUUGGUCUACCAGGAAGGCCAGUCCCCUUUUCUAUCUGACAUUAUCAAGUCUCACUUUCUACACUGUUUCCUGGUGGUCCGGAGGAUAAAGAGGACGGAGGAUACGAGUGAAACUGCGUACGAGGUGUCCGUCACAGCCAGAGAGGAUGUUCCUCCGUUUGGUCCGGUGCUUCCGGAUCCUCCCAUCUUCACUGAUCGUGCCUUGCUGAGAGAAUUCCUUCUGACGAAACUCAUCAACGCAGAGAUUUCAUGCUAUAAAGCGCAACAAUUCAGCAGACUAGAGCUCCGCACUCGCUCAUUGCUGCUGGAGAGCCUGCAUGCUGAACUCUGCACUCGUUCCCAGUGCAUGAUGGGGGAUCCAUCAAUAGCGUCUCUCCCAUCCUCAGAGGGUCCUCGGGUGGUGUCUGAGGGGAGUGGAGGAUUCAUUGAAAACUUCAAGAGAGCCAUAAGAGUGCGGAGUCACUCUUUCGAGACCCUCGGGGUGCCCAGGAGGAUUGGAGGUAGUGCAUCACAGAGGCCCAAGACAGAGAAAGAUGGAGAUGGUGACAGGUCUCCAGGUCCUCUGCCAGCUGACAGUCUGGGGCCGUCUGAGAUCAGAGAUCAAGCCAGUCCUCAAGAAGACACAUAAAGGGAAAUAUCUAUUAGAAGAUUUAAAAUAUUAUAUAUAUGGUUACUACUUUAUUAUCCUGCUGGGAGGCUUAAAUGUAAAUAGAGUGUAAAAGUAAAAAGUAUAUCUGAGAAUGUAAUUAUUUUAUUGUUAUAGCAGUAAUAUUGU